This is a messenger RNA of Trametes versicolor FP-101664 SS1, 4694 nucleotides long. RefSeq lists its product as uncharacterized. The record is from RefSeq and is a predicted model, not a curated record. Gene Ontology annotation, biological process: mRNA export from nucleus. Lineage: Eukaryota; Fungi; Basidiomycota; Agaricomycetes; Polyporales; Polyporaceae. Gene Ontology annotation, cellular component: transcription export complex 2; cytoplasm; nucleus. The transcript is spliced from 12 exons. The coding region runs from base 176 to 4603 and encodes 1475 amino acids.
GUCGACGGUCGCUCGACUCCUCCUCCCUCAACACCUCCGCAGACGCGUCGGCUGCCUGUUUGUCUAUAUCGUGCUGUGGAAGACUCUCAACGCACCUUGUGUACAAGCUGAAGACCUCUCUGAUCUGCUCCACUCAUCGGCCUGUGCUCGCUAGGGCUCUUCUCUUUCCGCCACAAUGAUGCACAUCCAGGGUGCGGCCGAGGGGCGCCGGCCGCAUUCACGCAACAAGAAAUGGGUUGCGGGUCAAGGAGAUACCAGCAAUGUACACGGCGGCGAUGAACGGCGGGCGCGCGGCGGGCAUCAUCGACGCGGUGGCAGGGGCCGUGGGCAGGCACACUACAGCACGCACCUCACCGUACCCAACGAAUUUCACGAAGAAGGCGCCAGCGGGACAGAGGACGAUCACAUCAGCGGGGCGGAGAGCACGCACGAAGAAGAGCCCGAAGACCUUGAAGAGGACGAGCCUGUGCUGGAGACGCAGGAGGAACGCGAGAAGUUCUACCAGGAGCUCGUCAAACAACGCGAGGUAGAACGCAAGCGGGCGAUUGCGGAGGGCAAGAUGGAUGACCCUCUCGUACCGAAACGCCUGGACGAGGCAAUCACAAUGGUCGGGACCUGCAUGGGCAUGUGUCCGCGAUUCGAACGCUACCGGCGUGAGAGGGAGAACAACCUGGACAAGUGGGAAGUUAUUCCCGGAACGAAACGCGUCGACCACAGACGCGCGGUCAAAAUAUACGAGCGCGCUGCCGGUGACAAGACGCUCCCGUCGGAUCUACGACCACCUCCCGUGUUGAAGAAAACGCUGAACUAUCUGUUCCAUGACCUUCUUAUGCGAGAGGGGUUCUCUCAAACUUACGACUUCAUCCGCGAUCGGUCUCGUGCCGUACGAAAUGACUUUACGAUGCAGCAUGAAACCGGUCCGCUGGCGAUCGAAUGUCACGACCGCUGCGCGCGCUUCCAUAUCCUAGCGCUACACUUGGAGCGUGAAAGCCCGAGAUUCUCAGUCGCCCUCGAAGAGCAGCAGUUGAUGAACACCCUUCAAAGUCUGAAAGAGUUCUACGAGGACCAGCGUGGCCGCUACCAAGCACCGACAGAACUCGAGAUGCGUGUGUACCACCGUCUCAUCCACAUUCGGGACCAGCGGGAAAGGCACGAGGAGAUCCCCGACGACAUCCGGAAUCACGCCGUGUUUCGCCUUACGACUCAGUUCCGACAACGCGUACAGGCGAAGAGCGCACCCAUCUCCAAGGUGUCGAAGCUGGUCGUCGACGCGGAGGCCAUGCAGAUAUUCUCGGAGCUGGCGGGCGUCCUCCGCAACGAGAACAACAUCGUGAUGAUCUAUCUGGUCGCUUGCAUCCUGGAGCGUCACUUCGGGAAGGAGGCCAUCGAGGGCAUCGAGAGCAUCCGCGGCAGCCUUGGUAUCCCGGACAUCAUCGACGGCAUCUCUGAGCCUGUGGAGGACGCGCAGACAUCCCCUGACGGCGAUGCGUUCAUCACUGCCAGCCCUGCCUCCAUGACGGACCAUUUGGAGGUCACUGAAGAGCCUGCGCCUGCCUCCCAGCCAGUUGCCCGAAGUGCAACAGAGUGGUUGACGAACAACUUUGGCGCCCCACCCUCCGCCUCCGCUCCUCCUCCGCCUCCAACGCAACCCGUGUUUGGCUCGGCAACCAAUGGUACUUCUUUCUCCGCGCCUGCGGGAUGUUCCGUCUUUGGAGGCCUAGGUCAGAUGGCCGGUACCAACGUCUUCGGCGCAGCACCAUCUUCGUCAUCCUCUGCCCCUCCGAAGUCGGCGUUCGGGAACCUGGCUACCAAGAAAUCGGCAUUUGGUGGGGCAACCUUCGGCGCAUCGACGAGUGCCCCGCCGACUUCGGCUUUCGGAAGCACGCCGAAAUCCGCGUUCGGUUCGUCAAGCUCGAGUGCCCAUCCAUUCACACCAGCGCCUACCACAACUACUAGUGGGAUCUUCUCCAAGCCUCUGACUACUGCCCCUUUGAGCUCGCAGCCCACUUGGCCAGCAGAGUCGCCAGGAUUUGCGACCACAACCCAGGCGCCUCCGUUUUCGGCUCCCAUCCCUAGUACAUCAACAUCCGCACCUGCAAAUUCUAGCCCUCCGCGUGGUCCGUCUCUCAACCCCUUCGCCCCGAGCUUUGUUCCUCCCCAAACAAAGUCAUCCUCUCCAUCCAUCCCUUCCCAACCCUCGACACAACCCUCGCCGGCGACGCAGCCCGCAAAUCAGCCGCCAAUAUUUUCCGACCCAUUCGCGGCGCCAUCUGCGGGAUCAUCUUCCUCGCCGCCCAAGCCAGCCGCUUCUUUCACGCAACCAAACCUGUUCUUCGAUACUCCUGAAGCAUUUGUCGCACCAUCUGCACCGUCGACAGCACCUGAAGAAAAUGUGUCACGGGAAGACAUGCCUCCUCCCCCUACCCCGUCGCGGAUUGUCGAACGGCGGCAGACGCUAUGGGACCUCCCCGGGUCGUCGUCACCAAUCGCCCGCCUUAAGACGGACCGAAUGACUUACACACCUUCUCCUGGAACGCCCACCGGGCCUUCUUCCCCAAUCUCUCCCACCGCCCCUCCACCCGCUCUGGGUAGGCCAACUCACAUCACCCUUCCCCCCACCCCGACCGCACGAUGGUUCGAGUCAUCCGAAGGCUCCACCCUGUCGCGCAAGCAGUCUAUGAUCCAUUUCCCGUCCCUGUCGAUGCCGACGCCGAGUGCCUCGGACGUGUUGAGUCCCAUACACAUCACGACGCCUACCGGAAAGACGACUUCUGCGACCGGCGAUGCGCUGCUCUUUCAGCCCGGUACGCCUGCGCUCCAUCGGCAGUCCACAAUGGAGUCAUUCGCGGCAACAUCACCCGUCAACAAGACGCCAGACUCUGCGUCCAAGGCACCAAAGCCCGUCCUCGAGAUCCGGACGAACGGCAUUUCCCCUUCGUCCCCGUCACCCACGAAGGGCAAGGGUAAGGCGAAGGAGAGCGUCGCGGACCUCGAGCCGUUAGCGGUCAACUUCCUUCGCAAAAGCCAUCUCGUCCGGGACUGUUGGGCGCGCUGGAGAAAGUGCAGAGAGAACAGCAGGGCGUGGGAGGAGGCAUGCAAGCGCAGCGAGUCGUACCAGGCGGAGGUCCAGCGCACGCGGCUAUCGACAAGCCACAACGGGCGAGUGAAUCCGGACAAGGCGCAAGCGAAGAAGCGGCGAGUCUCAGCUGUCACGCCUGUCGACACUGCGCAAGUACGGCGGGUGAAACGGCGCAAGUCUGCACAGUUCGCGGAGCCGUUGACAGACGAGGCCCUUGCGCGGCGGCUGCAGGAGAACCGCGACGAGAACGAGAAGCGCUGGGCACAAGGCUCCUUCCGGCGAACCGUGGUCGACUGCCUCAAGGCGCGACUGCCGCCCGAUACCCGGCUCCAGGAGUGGUGCAUCUGGCUGUCGACGAACAACGUCAACGACAAGACUGCGAUCUGGCUGGAGCACAAGUUCGAUGUGCCUGCGUCCGGCCGCUGGGUGUCGGAGAACGUCUUCUGCAUCCAUGCGUUUGACGCGCCCGAGCAGCAGGGCUCCCCUGGGCUGAUCAUCUUCGAGCGCUCGCCGCUGGAGGGGGUUGAGGACGAGAUCGAGAGGAAAUACCGCGUGCUUGACGACUGUGCGCGUCUUCGAGACAUUCUGGAGACUCGGCUUCCGCCAGAUGAGGAACGUUUCGUGCCCUGCCUCCUGGUCAUCAAUUGGUCUGAGAAGGAAGACGAUGGGGAUACAAGGGACUUCAUCGACAUGACGCACAAGGCGGUUCGGGACGGUUCGCUGAAGCACGUCUCGUAUUUCUCUGUCUCAGCCACUGCCAAGGAGCUGGACAGGAAGUUCGCAGACGUGGUCAACGCCACGCCGCUCGAUACAGACGAUCGACUCGCUGUGAAGCUUUCAUGGGAAGACAUUCGGAAACUACUCGUUGCUCCCGUGGAGUCACCUAUAUCCGACCUCGUGGACAGCUGUUGGUCAGACGACGAGUUCAACUGGACACGUUACGAUCGAGUGGUAGUGGCCGUAGAGGAGAUCCUGAACACCGCACUGAAGACGAUCCUGAGUCUCUUCCCGGGCGUCCCGUCUCACGUAUCGAUCGAGAUCCCAGAAGACCUCCAGCAACCCGGCGAAAUGGGCAGAGGAUACUCCACCGGUCCGUUCGCAGAAGGCCUCUCAAAUCUACUUGCCACAUCCGCGCAGGCAGUACUAGGAAACAAGCUAGCAUCCCCGGUCACUCUUCAGCGGGAGGCUCUCGACUCCGCAGUGCAAGAUCUAGAAGACGUGAUCGAGACACAAGCCAACCGGCUCCGCCAGCUCGCCGCAGAGGCUGCGCUGAAGGCGUCGUCGAUAGGUCCUUCGCCGAAACGUCGCGCAUCGCAGGAAGAUCUCCGUCUCAACGGCUCCUUGUCCUUCAAGCGUACCCGCAUGUCACCGUCGGACGAUGGCUACCUCGACACCGAGGUAUCGGUGUCCCCGCCUCCUAGUACCUCUGGCGCGACCGAUGUUGGCGACAAGCCGCUCGUGACCAUCGCGAUGCUCCGCGCGCUGACCCGGGACGUUCUCAAUACGUACGGAGGCCCGAAGUAACUGCACUGGACUUGCAAUGUUUAUGUACUGUGGAUAGAAUCUUGCGCAUAUAAUCGUAUUCUCGAUGUCUUGUAUAUAUUGCAUUUUUGGC